Messenger RNA from Closterium sp. Naga37s-1, 3444 nucleotides. The record is from the annotation of a GenBank genome assembly. NCBI's taxonomy places the organism in Eukaryota, Viridiplantae, Streptophyta, Zygnematophyceae, Desmidiales, Closteriaceae.
AUGGAAGCCCCAGGAAUGGAGGAAGGUGAUAUUGGUGACAAUCAUGGCCCGAGAGUGCCGAAGAUUCGGGCAUCCAAAGGACAAGUUGGAAAGGGCAGUUCUAGGAGCUCUGGAGGGGAAGGGAAAGAAGUCGCAGAUGUUGAAGAUGCUGCGGAAGGGCGAUCGGUGGGAGUGGAUGCGUUGGUGAAGCAGCAGGAGGGGGAGAUGGUGAUGGAGGAGAGGGGGGAGGAGGAGGAGGAGGAGGAGGAGGAGGAGGAGGAGGAGGAGGAGGAGGAGGAGGAGGAGAAGGAGGAGGAGGGGGAGGAGGGAGAGGGCCUUCCUGCUUCCUCUGCUUACUCCACAUCUACCUCUUUCCUACACUCCACCCUUCCUGCCACCGCUUCCCAUUACCCCUCUUCCUCAUUCCUACAAUCCACCCUUCCUGUUUACCCUUCCCAAUACCUCUCUUCCUCUUUCCCACACUCCACCCUUCAUGCUAUCUCUUCCCCUGAAGCUGCACUUGCCACUCUUCCUCUCCAUGUCAUGCUUCCGUCUUAUCCUGGUGUACUGCAAACCUCAGCUGCCGCACCAUCCCCUUGUGGUGAUACCAUGGGUCGCUUUUCUAUCCCGCAGCGAAAUUCACCAUGUGUUGGAAUUUCUGGGAAUGGGUUGCUGGGCUUUGGUGUGCCAGGAGCAGGUACAUUCAGGAUUGAAGGGUUGGGAUUCAAGGGCAUGGAAGCAGAUGGGGAGCGGUCCUAUGCGGUUGCGGAGCGGUUUGUUCAGCAGCUGGUGAAGGUUGAAGAUGCAAAUGAGGCUGGAGCGAGUGGGGUUUGUGCUAGAGAACGCAAGCAGGGAGCAGAGGAAGGGGACAUUUCUACAGAGGAAGGAAACAGUGGGAGCAGCAAUAUAGUUCGCACGGAGGAGGAGGAGGGUGUGAUGGAGAUGACGACGAGAAUAGUUGAGCAUUUUGCUGGUCUUGUUUCUCGUCAUGGUUGUGUGGCAACGGUGACAGGAAUGGGGGCAGCGGAUCAACACUAUCAGUUGCCUCACAGCCAUCUCUCACAAGUGCAGCAGCAGCAGCAGCAGCAGCAGCAGCAGCAGCAGCAGCAGCAGCAGCAGCAGCAGCAGCAGCAGCAGCAGCAGCAGCAGCAGCAGCAGCAGCAGCGUCUGCAGACACUGCUGCAGCAGAAAUUGCAUUUAAUGGACCAACAAAAGCAUAAGCAGCAGCAGCAGCAGCAGCAGCAGCAGCAGCAGCAGCAGCAGCAGCAGCAGCAGCAGCAGCAGCAGAAGAAGCAGCAGCAGCAGCAGCAGCAGCAGCAGCAGCAGCAGCAGCAGCAGCAGCAGCAGCAGCAGCAGCAGCAGCAGCAGCAGCAGCAGCAGCAGCAGCAGCAGCAGCAGCAGCAGCAGCAGCAUCUGCAGACACUGCUGCAGCAGAAAUUGCAUUUAAUGGACCAACAAGAGCAUAAGCAGCAGCAGCAGCAGCAGCAGCAGCAACGCCUUGCGUCAAGCUUCACGCGAUGCAACUCUCUUCACCUGAAGGCUGGAAGGAGUGGCAAAGCAGCUGCACAGUGUGCUUCUGCAGACCUCACAGCUCAACCGUCCCUCAAGGACGAAAAUAUGGAGCAGCAGACAUUUGGGAGCCACACCCUGGACUUGGAAAGAGAUGACACAAGGUCCAAGUUUUCGAGUCCUCCUUUGUCCAUGCCUCAUCUCGAUCCUGUGUCUCUUAUGUUUCGAAGCCAGAGCAUCUCUUUCCCGCUGGAACCACCAGUCGUAAGUGCUUCAACCCCUGAAGGUGUGAGCAGUGCAAGUGGUGCUGAUGUUGCUUGUGCUUCGGGUUCUGUGGGUCCUUUAAUUGUUAGAUCUACUGCUGGUGCAAGUGAGGGUAGUGGACAUAGCACAAUGUCAGCUGAUUACAAUGUUGCCAGUGAAGCUCGUGUUGCCGGUGCUGCCGGUGUUUCCAGUGCGCCUGAUAUGGUUGGGCUUGCAUUCACCCCAACCUGCUCUAUCAAAGAAGAUUCGAAUCGCUUCCUGCACAGGGUGAGGCGAUCACGCUCACAUGAUCGGGGGGCAAUGGGAGCCGCACAGCUGGACAGGGCAGUGUUGCAUGCACCAGCGAACCAACAAGUGAUGGCAACCAAGGUUAACGUCCAAGGGUUACCGAAUCGCCCUGAAGAGCAACCACGGGGGCUUGCUGGAACGCACAUGCCUUAUGAGUCGCCUCAAAAGCCGCCUAGAAGGUACGGAAAAAUAAUCCCGCAUCAACUGCUGCAGCAGCGAGAGGUGGAGGAGCAGCAAAGGCUGUGGUUGGACUUGAGGAAGAUGCUUCAGCAGAAGCAGCAGCAGCAGCAGCAGAAGCAGCAGCAGCAGCAACAGCAUGAGGAAGAGCAGAAGCAGCAGCAGCAGCAGCAGCAGCAGCAGGAGGAGAAAGAGCAGCAGCAGCAGCAGCAGCUGCAGCAGCAGCAGCAGCAGCAGCAGCAGCAGCAGCAGCAGCAGCAGCAGCAGAAGCAGCAGCAGCAGCAGCAGCAGCAGCAGCAGCAGCAGCAGCAACAGCAGGAGGAGGAGGAGGAGGAAGAGCAGCAGCAGCAGCAGCAGAAGCAGCAGCGAUUUGUGUCAAGCUUCUCGGAAUGGAUUUCUCUACGUCUGAAGGCUGGAAGGACAGGCAAGGCAGCUGCACGGCGUCAUUCGGUAGACCUCACAUGUCAACCGUCCCUCAAGGAGGAAAAUACGGAGCAGCAUACUCAGCUGCACUCUCCACCUGCCCCCGCAACUGCUGGAACCAACAACUUAACUUCUAGCCAGCAGCUGCACUCUCCUCCUGCCCCCGCAACUGCUGGAACCAACACCUUCAACUCUGGCCAGCAGCUGCACUCUCCUCCUGUCCCCGCAACUGCUGGAGCCACCACCUUCACCUCUGGCCAGCAGCUGCCUACCCCAGUUGUUCCUGAAAAUGACAGCCACCGCUACUCCGGAUUUGCCAACCCUUCACAGCAGGUCUUCAUGCAAUGCGACGUGGAUUCCGACUCUGAGGAGUACGGAGAGGGUGGCGACGAAUUCGAUGAGAUCUUCAACAACACGGCAGCGGGGAAUGCAUCUCCGGUUGUUGGUGCCAGCGGGCUCGAUGCUGCGGCAGCCACCUAUGCUGGUGUAGAAGGUACAACUGACGGGAUUGACAACGCUCCAGUGGUUGCUGCAGGUGAUGUCAUCACGCGUGCUGAGUUUGAGGCGUUGUCUGCCCAAUUCCGGAAGGUGGAGCGGGAAAAUGUGGCUCUAAAGAACCAAGACAACUACCUCCACCGCUUAAACCAGUCAGCUUCUCCCCGAACUGUUAGCCCCGCAGGUGAUGGGACCACUGCGCUCGAAGCAGCACCAGCCGGAGCAGUGGCUGUGGAUCCUGAAAUUGUGCCGCAUGUCUACUUGUCUUCACGCCUGGCCGUUGGUCGCACCAUCGCCAAUGCUUAUUAG